AUGCUCCUGCCCGUGGUGGUCCUUGCCUCUGCCCUGCUCCUCUGCUCCGUGACCAGCCAGAGUUGUCCAACCUUCAUGGGGAUCAGGGAUGUCACACACCUCAUUGACAAACUGCAGGAAUAUCCAGCUUCAAAAUGCAGCUGCAGCCGCGCCAAUGUGACCGAUUGUUUGUGUCUGACCAUUCCUUCUGACAACUGCACCACAACGUGCUUCCAGGAAGGUCUGUCCCAGAUGACCAACUCCACUGUGGGAACAAGAUACACCCUGAUUUUCAAUCGAGUAAAAAGAACAGUCCAAGACCUAAAGAAAAACAAGUGCCAGUUUUUUUCCUGUGAACAGCCAUGUAACCAAACCACAACAGGCAACACACUGACGUUUCUGCGGAGUCUCCAGGAAACUCUUCAGAAACAAAGGGCGAUAGGCAAAGUCUGA
Messenger RNA from Lontra canadensis (Northern American river otter), 432 nucleotides. It is a transcript of the gene IL9, whose product is annotated as interleukin 9. The transcript has 5 exons. Lineage: Eukaryota; Metazoa; Chordata; Mammalia; Carnivora; Mustelidae. Bases 1 to 432 code for a protein of 143 amino acids. The record is from RefSeq and is a predicted model, not a curated record.